AUGGACGAACACAAAAUUCUCCCAGCGAGUUUAUCUUUCCCAUUUAAGCGGACAUCGAUAAAAAGCGUCACAACAGCCAUGAGCAGCCAUUUGGAAGAAGAGUCUCUUAAGAGAAACCUCAGUAAUCUGCCCAAUCUUCCAGAUGGCCAGCGACUCGGCAUAUACAGUCUUUUUGCAGUAUAUACUUAACAUAAAUAAAUAAUAUUUUUUUUAUAUAAAUUUACCUGGGGGAAAAACUCAAUUGAUAAGGGUUCAUGCAAAUUCGAGUGACAUUAAUGUAAACAUACCAACAACUCUAAUCCGAAUAGACAAUGCAGCCUCACUUUACCUUCUAAAAACAGAUGAAAAUGGCACCAUCACCUCACGAGCCUGCAGUGACAAUGAUUUCUUCUAUCCUGAUCGAAAUACAAAAACCUCAAGGCGUGAUGUCUUUUUCUAUAAAACUUUAUACAGAGAAAGUAUCCUGCUUAACUCUCGCGAAAGCGCUGAGUUCUUCUGAAAGUCCUCAACAGACUGGCCAGCCAUGAUCCAAUGUUGCGUCCAGUGCAAAUCCAAGCCGACUUCUGUUACAAGAGCGAUUUGAAGGGCAGGUCUAAAAACCAAGUACUGCACCAUCAUAAACCGUCAACAAAUGAAGCACUCCAAAGGAGCUAAAAAGCCAGCGGCCUAUCAGAAGAAAAAAAGUCUGUCCAUUUUGGGAGAUUUCAAGUACACUAACAUGAUUCUCAAAACCUCAAGGUCAGUUAACAAUCCAUUCAAAGUCAAUAUGACAGCCCGUGCCAGCAUUUCUGAGAAGCCAAAACUCGAAAGGACACUGUCAAUGAAAAACCAAGAAUUCAGAAAUCCUGAUAGCCAGCAUGGGCUGAUUGUCAACACCAAAGCUCCAGAUAGCAUACUUGUGGUUGAGGAUCCUAUUAAGGCUGGAGACCUAGAUCCAAUUGUGGCAGAAAUCGUUGAUUUCUUGAAUAUCAACAUUUAUAAGAACCAGGAGCUAAAAGGGAUUGUGCUUGACUUUAUCCAUGAUAAAGACUAUAAAUGGUACCUGCUAGAUUGUAAAGAAAUUUCGACACACAACCGGUCUCCGUCUAUCAACAGCAUGCGAAAAGGCCAACCGCGUAGCAAAAUCAAUAAGUCAAGGCAAAGCUCAGAAGUGGAAACAGUCUCUACAAGCAGCAGAAAAAGCUCAGAAAGUUCUCCGCUAAAGUAUCGGUCAUCCCCGAUCGCUAUAAACAUUUCAGAAGAAAAACAAGCUUGCCCAUUCGUAAUAAGGUCUCCUAGACCGCCUCCAAGCCCAGCCAACAAGUCUACACAAGGAAUAGUGGAGCGCUGGAAUCGGGUGAACCAGAGGCUUGAGCAGAUCUUGAAUCUGAAGCCUUUUAAUGAAGUUGCAUGUGCAGAUAUCGAAGAACAAAGCAUCAAAUCAUACCAAACCCGGUAUUGCUUAAAGAACAUUGAUUUUGGGGAGCCAUCCAGCGGCAGUGACAAGUCUCCUCACCUUUCUCCUCCCACUUCUAAUGCAUUGUGGACUGAUGAAAACAAUGACCACAUCAAUCGAUGUUUUACUGAUGCUAUCGGCAGAAUUGAAGAAAUGAACAUGAACACUGAGCUUUUGAAGGUAAAAAAGCAAAACCUGGUAGGCAAGUAUGGAGGGGAUGAGUUCUGAAGCAACUUCACACAGAGCUUGUAUAAGAAAGUCAUGUCCACUGAGUGCCCACUACGAAGAUAUUUCACAAAAAACAACAUUGACAUGAUUUUGAAUGGGAUGAAUAAAGUCUUCAACGGAUGUGCCACGCUACAGUUUAGGAGGAAAAUCAAAGCUGCCCAUCAAAACUUGGGGAUUUUGGAAAAGGAUUUCAAUAUUUAUUCAGCACUUUUCGAAGACACUUUGAAUGAGUUUAAUAUUGAAACUGAAGAUAAAAGCAUGAUCAUGUCACAGAUCAGAUCAAUGAGAUGCCUAAUUUGCCAAGCUCCGAACCAAUAA
This is a messenger RNA of Blepharisma stoltei, 1981 nucleotides long. The record is from the annotation of a GenBank genome assembly. Lineage: Eukaryota; Ciliophora; Heterotrichea; Heterotrichida; Blepharismidae.